GUAACUGAUGUGGUGUACUCCUCAAUGCCAUCGGAAGAAUCCCGGAACAUAUUCCAGUCUGUGCUAGCAAAACUACCACAUCCUCACCCCCUCAUACCUCUCUAGUGAGUACUGGACCACUAAUAUAUGUUACAGUAUAUUCAUAUUAGCAUGUAUAGCUAAGUCAUACAAUCAUACAGUCUUUUAGCCUGGGUGCCAGUCUGUUUCUGCUUUAGCCUAGCUGGCAUUGUCUAGCCAAACAAGGUAACAAUGCACUGUAGUGUUGUUAACAGGCUAAGGUUCUCACGUAUUUCUCACAAUGGAGCCUGGUUCUUCUGACUGUAUCCAUAAUGUUUCCUAAACUACCCAGACCUGGCCAUGAGCACAGUGAAACAGACCCAGGCCAUCCCAUUCACUGGACCACUCUUAAGAUCUUCAAGAACAUCACACUGGUGCAUGAGGCAGGCAUGGUGACGCUGGAGUGGAUUGCCAACCCGUUGAAUGACAUGUACGCUGAUGCAGUCACUACUUUUGUGUUGGAAAUCCAGUCCAACCCUAAAGCUCAGAAAGGUAUGGCCAUUGACUUUGACCUUUACCAGUAUCCACUUGCCUUUCUUAAUUGCCCCUGAGGGGAAUAAAUAAAGUUGUAUUGUAUUGAAACCAUCACACAAAACAUGUACGCUCAACUAUUUUAAAGUAGGUCUCUGCCAUGCUUCUUGUCUACUUUCAUUGAAAGGCCUGUAAUGUAUUGUUACUUAACUAAAAAUGCUCUUUAAGAGUCAUGGAGACUCAAAGAAGUGCAACGGUGGACAUGGAGAUUUACCAGAACAGACUGGAGGUCAACCUGGGGUGGUGGCAGGUAGCUUAGUGGUUAAGAGCGUUGUGCCAGUAACCGAAAGGUCGCUGGUUCUAAUCCCCGAACCGAC
Coregonus clupeaformis (lake whitefish) is the source of this 905-nucleotide messenger RNA. RefSeq names its product cleavage and polyadenylation specificity factor subunit 3-like. The coding region runs from base 330 to 608 and encodes 92 amino acids. Lineage: Eukaryota; Metazoa; Chordata; Actinopteri; Salmoniformes; Salmonidae. The record is from RefSeq and is a predicted model, not a curated record. The transcript is spliced from 2 exons.